AUGGGCAGCCCCACAGCUGCCCCUCAUGUCUAUUGCUUCCUAGUGGGGAACGAGCUGAUCCAGGUUGACUUUUAUCAGCGGGCUGAGACGCUGCAGCAGGAGGGUGGGCAGUUAAUGUUCGACUUUGAUGGGGACGAGAUGUUCCACGUGGAUCUGGAGAAGACGGAGACCAUCUGGCGCCUACCUGAGUUCGGGGAGUUCGCCAGCUUCGAGGCCCAGGGAGCCCUGGAUAACAUGGCUAUACUGAAACACAACAUGGAGAUCGACAUUGAGACCAGUCUUGCCCCACCUGAGGUUACAGUGUUCUCUGAGGAUCCAGUGGAGCUGGGCGAUCCCAACGUUCUCAUCUGCUACGUGGACAAGUUCUGGCCACCCAUGAUCAGCAUCACGUGGCUGAAGAACGGGCAGGAGGUGGUGGAUGGUGUCUUUGAGACCGUUUACUAUCCACGGGAGGACGACACCUUCCGCAAGUUCUCCUACCUGCCCUUCGUGCCCACACGGGGUGACUACUACGACUGCCGGGUGGAGCAUUGGGGGCUGCCCAAGGCCCUGCUCAAGCACUGGGAGCCCCAGGUGCCGCUGCCCGCGUCCGAGAGCACCGAGACGCUGGUGUGCGCCCUGGGCCUGGCCGUGGGCAUCGUGGGCAUUGUGGCGGGCACCGUCCUCAUCAUCAAGGCCAUGAAGAUGAACAGCGCCCGCAACGCGCGGGGCCCCCUGUGAGCGGGCAGAGCCCUUGGCUUCCUCAUGGCCCCAUAGC
This is a messenger RNA of Tinamus guttatus (white-throated tinamou), 757 nucleotides long. The record is from RefSeq and is a predicted model, not a curated record. NCBI's taxonomy places the organism in Eukaryota, Metazoa, Chordata, Aves, Tinamiformes, Tinamidae.